Halichondria panicea is the source of this 2348-nucleotide messenger RNA. Its product is annotated as kinesin-like protein klp-20. Gene Ontology annotation, biological process: microtubule-based movement; spindle elongation; mitotic spindle organization. The record is from RefSeq and is a predicted model, not a curated record. Lineage: Eukaryota; Metazoa; Porifera; Demospongiae; Suberitida; Halichondriidae. Gene Ontology annotation, molecular function: microtubule binding; ATP binding; microtubule motor activity. The transcript has 19 exons. Bases 153 to 2219 code for a protein of 688 amino acids. Gene Ontology annotation, cellular component: microtubule associated complex.
CCAGCUGCAGUGGUGUGAGAGUUGAUGGGGGAUCAUUACUAAUACUAGGCUGUAGCUAUGGCACACCGGCUAACCAGAAUGUGAAAGUUGCUGUGCGAUGCAGGCCUUUUAGCGACAAGGAGAUCAAAGAUGGGUGCUCAUGCAUUAUCAGCAUGACUGGACCGGAGACCACCAUCUCCCACGGCGAUAAGGAGACCUCCUUCACCUUUGAUCACAGCUACUUCCAUGGGACAAAAUCUAGUGAAGUGUACAGUGAUCUGGGACAGCCUCUGUUGGAAAAGGCACUGGAGGGCUACAAUGCAACCAUCUUUGCAUAUGGACAGACAGGCUCUGGUAAGACAUACUGUAUGACUGGCACGGAGGAGGAGAGAGGAAUCAUUCCCUUGAUGAACAAGGCAUUGUUCGAUCACAUUGAAUCUGCCUCUCCCACCAAGAAGUUUCUGGUCACUGUUUCCUACCUUGAGAUCUAUCAGGAGGUCAUUCAUGACUUACUCAAUCCUCACGGCAAAGAUAUGAAAGUUCGACAGCAUCCACAGUUUGGAGUUUACGUGGAGGGUCUAGCUGAGCUGGUGGUGAGGAGCGGGAAGGACAUCGAGCAAUUGCAGCUGCAGGGAAAUAGAGUCAGAAAGGUUGCUGCCACGGAGAUGAACCAGAGAAGCUCUAGGUCUCACAGUGUCUUCAUGCUGUCGAUUAAGCAGCGAGGGGAGGGGGACGGGGACGGGGAACUUAAGGCUAAGGUGAACUUGGUGGACCUGGCUGGGUCGGAGAGGGCAGAGUCCACUGGAGCACAAGGACACACCCUCAAGGAAGGGGCAGCCAUCAACAAGAGUUUGAGUGCACUUGGCAAUGUCAUCAAUGCACUGGCAGACCUUCGCAAGAAAGGACAACAUAUUCCGUAUAGGGAUUCUAAACUAACCAGGAUUCUUGAGGAGUCUCUUGGUGGAAACUGCCUCACGGUCAUGCUGGCAAUGGUGUCACCUGCAGACUACAAUUAUGCUGAGACUUUUUCAACGCUCCAAUUCGCCAAUAGAGCUAAAAAUAUCACAAAUGUCUCAAGGAAGAACGAGGAUGAGAAUACUCGUCUCAUUCGAACCCUUCGUGAAGAGAUCAGCCAGCUACGAGAUGACCUGGUUCAGGAGGUGGGGCCAGGGGGAGUGGUAUCCACUGUGUCAUCAAAGGAAGUGACCCGGCUUGAAGAGAUGAUUUCUGACCUCCAAGUUGCAAAACAACAGACAUGGGAAGAGAAAGAGAGACUGUCCCGAAUGUAUGAAGAUGAGAGAAAAAAUAACCUCGCUAAUAAGGGCAUUCUGGAACUGGUGAUGGAUACUCUGAAGAAGGAGCAGCAGGAGGCCCAGGAGAGACUGAGAGUGCUUUAUGAGGAGAGGGACGGGCUCACUGCCAGCUACAAGGACAAAAAGAAACACGUAGAUGAGCUCAAAGAACAGCUGCAGCAGAAAAUCAACGACUACUCUAAACUCUCAGAAAGUGGAGAGCUGAACGAUUCUGUGCAGCAGACUCAGCUGGCUGAUAUCCACUCACUCAAAGACCAGCUCAAAGCUGAGAACGAUUCACUCAAGUCCGUCAAACAGACGCUCAAGGAUCUCCAGGAGAAGAUAAAGUCCGAGAAAGAAGACACCCGAGUCCAGUCCUCACUGUUACGAAGCAACAUUGAGCUGAGGGAGAUGAUACAGGCUGAUGAGAGGAGAAAGAUAGAGGGGGAAAAUGCAGCCAUACUUCGAGACAAUCUGGAGACACUCAAGCUCGAGAUAGAACAAGAGAAGGCUGAGCUCAAGUUAAAGGUGUCUCAAGGAGCUAACUAUAAACUGGAAGAGUCUGUCACAAUGGAGACUGAAUUGAUAGAACUGCGUGCUCAGAAGCAUAUGACUGCCCUGCAGGUUGAGACCCUGGAGCAGGAGAAGAGGCAGCUGUCAAUCGACCUGGAGGAAGCGUACAGGAGACACAAGGAGGACAUGGAAAUGCAACAGAUGCACCACUUUCAGGUGUUCAGGGCUUAUAGGGAGUGCUUUGAUGAGCAGAAGAUUGUCAUAGAGCAGCGAUUUCGCCAGCUGUUGGAAGAAGCCAUCCAGGAUGCUGUUUACCUCUCCAUGGAGAACUCACAACUCAAGGCUUCCUCACAGAACAUAAGGCAAGAAAUGUCACUGUAUAAAGACACAGUUACAAGAGCUGGUCUGACCACACCCAAGACUCAAUACAACUGAAAAUGACCUGCCAAGUAUAUAUCAAUACUCACGAUCAUGCGCUUUGAAAAAAAAUCACAAUUCCAUUCAUUACACAUUCAAUUGAGUGUGUCACAGUUGCUAUUAAUAAUAAUACACUGUACAUAAUUA